Didymodactylos carnosus is the source of this 8631-nucleotide messenger RNA. Lineage: Eukaryota; Metazoa; Rotifera; Eurotatoria; Philodinida; Philodinidae. The record is from the annotation of a GenBank genome assembly.
AUGUCAUUCGAAUUUCAUCCGAAUACAUUCAAACAAUUGUUUCACAUUAUUCAACAAUUAACAGUAACGACAGCCGAGGAAUUGAACGCGAAUCUCGUUCAAAUUUUGAUCAUUUGUUUAAGAUUAUUCACGACACAUUUGAAAUUUUUAUGUGCUGUUACCCCAAAUCUUCACCGCGAUUUAUUAGCAACGAACGAGGAUAUGAAAAAAACUGUUACAGUUCAAUCCUCCGCAUCAAACAAAGAAAUCAAUCUAAGUGAAUUUGCAACCAAUGAUGAGCUACGAACAUGGUUUGAUACCUUAUUGAUGUUGGCCUGCAGCCGUGAUGGAAAACAACAACAAACUGUAAUCUCUAGAGAAGCAUCAAAAGCCCUUAUUCACGUCCUCGAUAAAUAUGUACCUACGUUUACCGACAAAUUAUCAUUUAUUCAUAAAUACAUCUUCGAAAAUAAACAUCCUAUAUUAAUUGAACAAUUAAUAACAGAACUAAAUACAAAUGCAACAUUGCUAAGCUGGAUCGAAGUUCUUUGCGAUAACGACGACAAUAAAUUAGAGAAAAGAGCAGCAUUUAACAUCUUGUAUUCAUUCACUGAUAUUUAUUUAAAUUCUUCGAGUGAUAUGACAACACAACGGAUUCAACAAGUACUACAAAUGUUUCAGCAACUGGUCUUCGUUCGAUUCCUACAAAGACAGGAAUUAUCAACCUCUUCUCUUAUCAUUAAAUAUAUCACACAUAUAUUGAGUCAUUCGAUAGAUAAACGAGCUAUAGUGAACGAUUUAUUGAAUUCCAUUCUCGUUGGUUUGUAUUUAAUGACAGAAAUAGAAAAACAAUUUAGUCUUGCAACGAUUCAACCGAUAUUCACAGCUAUUUUACCAUUAACAGCAGAAUUCGUAUUACAGAAUACAGCCAACAAAGAGAUGGCAGAAAAUAAUCUGCACUACAAUUAUUGGCUAUUAGGCAAAAUGAGUCAUGUUUUGAUGGUUGGCCCACCACAAGAUCCAUUAGAAGUGAAAUAUCUCGAUAAAUUAAAAUCACCCUUGUUUGCCGGUGGAUGUGAGAGAAUAACUACCCAAAACAAUCAAUAUCUAUUGGAUUUAUUCGAAUCCAACAUCACCGUAUACAGUCAGUUCAAUAUAGUUGAUCACAGGCAACAAUUAUCGUCCGAUCAUGAAUUUUUAAUGUCAGUCUAUAAUAACACAGAUCAAGGUGCACAACUAAUAUCGAAAAUGAGAAUGUAUGUCAAAGACAAACAACGUUUAUUACAAAAAUCGAUUGAACAACAAGCAAAUGGAGCUUGUGCCGCACUAUUUGCUGUCUAUAUUAAACAUUAUCGUCGAAUCAAUCUGGCCAAAUAUGAACUUUCUCGAACAAUUGAUCAAAAACCACACAGUAAACUGUUGUCCAUUUUUGAAUAUGCUAAUCGCGUACAAACAUUAUUUGCUACAACAAGAGGACAAGGUGGCGAUUGUAACGAACUUUAUGAACAGAUUAAAAUUAAAACACAAUUUCUACUAACAUCUGUCAAAGAAAGUCAUUUAAUUCCGAUCGUUAGUGAAGAGACCAUGACAAAUAUUGAAGAAGAGAACGGAUUGAAAUUAAAACGUCAGUCAUCACGAAGAAAAAUUGAAAAACAUGCUUUUCGAUUGCUGCGACAUAUGCUACAAGCUUGUAUUCGAUUAAAAAAAUUGAUCUUAACGAAGAAGAAAGCGAUCGAACAAAAGCAAGAUAAUGAAAGUGUUUUAAAUCGAGCUAUUGAUACCUAUGUUUAUGGUGGUCUUUCAAAGGAUGGAAAAAAACUGGAAUCAGACGAACUCGUUCAAUGCAUGUCUCGUCAGGAUGAAAGAGCAAUAAUUAGACUGAUUACAUACCGAUUUAUUCAUACAUUCAUCGAGAAAGUGUUCAAUAUCGAUGAUAAAAAUCGAUCUCUGACACUUCUAGCAAUUUGUUUACCACAUUUGAGGUGUACAAAUGUUGAAUGGUCCUAUUUGGAAAAUAUUUCAGCAACAAAUAUUCAAUUGAAAGAUGAAAUUGGAAAAGUCUAUUAUUUAAUCAUUAAAACCAUUCUUUUCUACUUAUUACAAUCAACAAUUGCCCAACAAAUGAUAUCAGUACGAACUAUGUUCAGUUUACUUAAUUUAUCCUACAAAUCAACAGACAUUUACUAUCUGCAUAACUGCAAAUUUCUUGAAGCAUUAUUUACACCGUUUGUCAGCUCUGUUGAAAUAUCAGACCGAACUAUUUCGCUUGGUGCAAAAUUAAUCGGAUACAACUGGUUUCGAUUGUAUGUAUUAAAACUGUGUGAAAACUUUGAAAUAGAAGAAUGGAAAGAUAAGAACAAUUUAGUCUUAGAACAAAAACAAGAAAUCGUCUUUCAUCAAUUGAUUUUAAAUCAGCUGAAAGGAUUGAAGCAAUUGUCAUCAAUCGAUACAGAAGAUAAAGUUGUGAAAAGUGCCGAAUGUAGAAAGGAUUCAUUCAACAAUGCUGCCAUUGGAUGGUUCAUAAAAGCACCAGCUAAAAAUGAUCUGUCAUCGAAAUUCGAAGUCGAACUUUGUACAAAUCAAUGGUUGAUGCUCCUACUUCGGUGUGCGCAUUUGUAUGAACAUGUACGAUCACUUUGUGCCACUGUUGAUUUCAUUGAAGAACUAUUGUACAUUUAUCAAAACAGUGAAAAUCAAGCUACGAUUUUACUUGCAUUGAAAGUUUUACGGAAACUAAUAUUAUUUUUACCAGAGAGUACUGACGGAACGUCAAGAACACUGAUGAAGAGUCUUUUAACUGAUAUUUUAUUUUCAAUCGGUGAUAAUCUCAGUUCAUAUCGGAUGACACGAGAUAUUGUCACCGAACUAAUCUACAUUUAUCGUGCGAUCACGUCGUUCAAAUCAUCGUGUUUGAAAUCAUUUGAAUCUGUUGAAAGAAAUCAAUUAAACAACGUUUUAGCAUCACUCUGUGUAUUGGGUGGAUAUGUUCAACCAUUUUGCUUGGGUACAGUCGUACAAGUCUAUGUGGGCGAUGAAAUCAAUGCUGAAACUCAAUUAGCAGUGAUCAUAGAUAUUGAUACAAAUGCUCGUAAUUUGGGCACACCUGAUGCAUUACCUUACUUGGUUCAAUAUUCAGAAACAAAUAAAACUGAAUGGGUUAUCGCCGACAAAUUAAGAGUCGACAUCGAUGUUCUACCGCCGAAUCUCCUCGCCUUGCCGAUUGCGGAUGAAUCGAUACAUUCACUAUUCGAUGCAUUGGCAUAUUUCAUACAGAUCGAUAUAUCGACAAAAGAAUCUUUAGUCUUAUUACAAUUGAAACGUCGAUCUAUCGCCGCUUUAUAUCGGCUAUUAACUAGUAAAAAGCUUGUCGACAUUUUUAUGCAAAAACCGUAUGCAUCCAUUAUUGCCAAACUAUCCACAUCGAACUUAUUCAGAAACAAUCAUCGACAACCAGCUGAUUUACGUCUAUCGAAUAAACGACAUUUAGAACAAUAUUGUUUAAGCUUAGAUCGAUGUGAACACUUGAAGCAAAUACUUGAAAAUACUAACGUAACGAGUAAAGAUGAAUCUUCAUUUAUUAAUUGGAUUGAUGUUCCAUUCAAACAAGAUCGACUGACUGUUGAUCUUUCAUCAACUGAAUGGAAGCCGAACGCAUCAAAAACAGACGUUCAACUGUUUAAACGAGGUCGAAGUGGAAAUGAUGAAAUUAAAAUUGUGCCAAUGUGGUCCCAACUCUCCAGCAAAUGGCUAUUAGAAGACUGUGGUACGAUACAUCGAUUUCCAGGACGGACUUAUUUGAUUUCAGAAAAUUCAGCUGCGUCUAUGACAACGUUCAUUGUUGAUAAUUUACGCUUGAGCGAAGGUAACUGGUACUUUUGUAUUCGAUUGAUGGAGGGUAGUCGCGCUCAAAUCGGAUGGGCAACGACCGGAUUCAGACCCAGUAACACGAUUGGAAUUGGCAAUGAUAAAUAUUCGUGGUCUUUCGACGGAUCGCAGGGUACACUCUAUAGUAAUGCAGAAUUUCCGUUUCUAUCUGAAGAUGUUCGUUGGAGCAUGAACGAUGUUUGCGGUUGUGGAAUUAAAAUUGAUUGUGAUAAUAUUCAAAUUAACUAUUGGUUAAAUGGGCACUUCUUAGGUACGGCUUUCUCACAUCAAUCACCAAUCGGUUCGACGACAACAAUAUGCGAUAUGUUACCAAAUGGACGUGGAGCAACCUAUUUUCCCGGUGUUACUUUAAAAGUAAAUGAUUCAUCAAUAAGUUGUUGUGAAUUCAUAUUUAGUCCAGAAGAUAUGUUCGAGUGUCCAUUACCGAAUGGUUACAAACCAUUGUUAGUGUCAACAUUAGUCCAUACUGUUGCUUAUCCUUACAGUGCCUAUUUGGUAGGUGAUAAUGUUCAAGAUUAUAUUCACAGGACACGAAGUGCUAAUUCGUCCGCUUUUCUACGUGAUUUUGUCAACGGUCAUCACCUUGAAAAAGCCACAUUUACCUUCGAUCAUCAUCAAUUAAUAUUACCGGAAGAAAGCGGCGGUUUUCCGUUGACCAUCGAUUAUCACGAAUCAUUAACAAUUAGCUUCGAUUUUCGAAUAUUAACAAAAUUUGAAAAUGUUGAUAUUGUAUUAUUGACAUUCACUACACCGGAUAUAUUUUCAAUACAAAUACCAUUGAGUAAAAUCAAUGAUGAAACACGAACGGCAGUUGUAUUUCAUUCAAAUGAUCGACAAAUGAAAAUCUACAUUAAUAAUGAGUGUCGAACAUUCGAAAUUCCGAUCAUGACAAAAUUCAUUGUGCAGCUUCUGCCAACAAUGACUGCUGGAAUUCAAAAUCUAGCUAUUUGGAAAUAUGCUCUGUCGGAAGAACAUAUUCGACGUCUAUUCACUUCUGGUCUAUCCUAUGUAGCACUUGAUUAUCAUCGACUGAACACACAUCGAAAACGGGCGAAUACAUUUACAUUCAUUGAAAAACAGCCACACUUUGAAAACGAUUUAUUCGUUCCAUUGAGUGAACCAUUCGAUGAAAACAAAUGGGAGAAGACAAAAAACGAAGCAGACAAUGAUGAAUGGAAAUAUUUCAAAUCGAUCAAUGGAAUCAAUCAAUCAACAAUACAAUUAGUCGGAAACAAAACUUAUCUCGUUUUGGACAAAUCUAGUGAUCCAUGGUCUGAAUAUACACUUAUACUCGAUAUUUUCAUUGCUAAUUUUCCGACGAAGAACGAACAAUUGACACUGGUGAUAUUGAAUUCACAAUCAGAAAUUUAUAUGACACACGAUGGUCAACUUUGCCUAUCGGUUGGUAAUGAAACGAAUAUUAAAAGUGAAUCUAUAUUGAAAUUAACUGAAUAUGUACGUUUGCUCAUUUCUGUUCAAGAGAAAUCCAUCAGAAUCUAUGUCAAUGGAUUAUUAGAGCUCGAUGGUAGUGUGGAUGGUGAACAAUUGACAAUAAAAGAGAAGCGAAUCGAUCUAUUCAGGGAACAUGAUUUGACAAAGAACACGACCGGUGAUGAUACACUUCGAAUUGAAUGUAAAUCGAUUACUUAUCUUAACAGCGCAACUGUGAAUAUCGACGAGCAGAUGAAAUCAUCAAACUAUUCGUUAGGAACAUUAGUUACACCUCCGUAUUCUAUCGUCGCACCGAGUUUGCUUUUAAUUGGAUACGAUGAAACGUCGAUUAAAUCUGUUGUGGAACAAAACAUAACGGCAAACAUUCAGUCGAUUGAUACGAUUCUACGUGAACAGAACGACAAACGUCGUGAAGACAUAUUGUCAAGGUUCGAUUCAACGAUUGAUAAAGAAAAAUUGAAAGAUAUACUCCAAUUUUCCGAAUUCGAUACUGACGAAAAGGUUGCAGCUCUUGGUGAAAUUAUUCUCGCUCGUUGGAAUGAGAUACAAACAUCACCAUCAUUGGUCGACAUCACUGAUGUAUCAUCGGACAAGAAAUGGUUUCGUCAAGCUGUUCGUCACUUAAAUAUCGACGAUAGUCUCGUCGAAUGGAUCCGAGACAAAUCAACAACGAUCGAAGAAACCGAUAUCACUCAUCAACUAUUUGAUUUGAAUCGACCUGUACAAGAACAAGCAAUGAUGAGAACGGGACUCGAAGAUCAACGGAAAAAAAUUAAAAAAUCAAUUCAGUAUUCUCAUCGAGAAAUAGUACGUCAACAAUAUUGCGAGUCGCGUGUUGGUUGCGAACAUGGAUUGAUAUCGAUGUAUGCACAUUAUACGAUUCUGAAUAUGUUAAGAGUUUGGUCCAAUGAUGGAUCAAGUUUAUUCCCAUUGGAGAAAUUUGGUGAUUUUACAUUCAUUGUGACAUUAUUGCGAUUAUUAGAUUAUCAUUAUAUUUAUACACGUUUGCAUACAGAUGAAAAUGUUGAUCGAAUGAGUUUGUUAGUUAAUUCAAUUUUGAAAGUCGAAACUAACGAAUUACUCAAAUAUCAUACGACGACACACGAUAAGAUUACUAGUGAAAUACUACAACACAAAGCUCCCUUACUUUAUCAAUUACAAAAGGAUGUCAUUGUUCAAUCGAUUCAAUUUUUAUCGAACCCAUCAUUAUUAUUCUAUGAUUAUGGUGACGAAUCAACAGUGAUCGAUAAGCAAUCAUCGAUCAAACAACCGAAUUUUAAUUUCAUUCUUAAAUUAGUCAAUCUAUUCGUCAAAUUGCUGACCGAUAAAUCUACAAUAAAACAAAAUGAAAUCGAUUUUCUUGUUCCACUCUUGUUUCCGGUACCGUUAAUCAAUCUGCUAUUCGAUCUAUUUCUCUUAAGUCCAAUGCAUCAAUCGAAAAUAGUCAUUCUUCACUUAUUUUCUGGACAAAAAUAUCAACAAAUUACGACAAAUAUACCAACCCAUUCGAACGAAUUCUUGGAAUUCGAUUUUUCUCAAUUUUCUCAAAGUUUCCAUGAUCUAUUGAUGGUUAUCGAUGUUAUCAAUGCUUUGACCGAUAAAACUAAACAAACGCCGUUUCCUGAAGUAUUCGUACUACAGUCGAUUGUUCUGUUGGACGACCAUCUUCAGUUCACUGGCGAUGAUAUCGAAAAAUCGAACAGCCAUUUCGAUACAAAUGCUGAUUUACAGCUGAUUAGUUUUAUGAAUAGUAGUCCGCUCAUGAAUCUUUUAUCCAUUGAGUUCAUCAAUAGUCUACCGACCGAAUCCAUACCAAAUCCGGCAUACUACAAAACCUAUCCAUCCUUAUGGCACAUUCCAGCCAUUUGUAUCCAAACUCGUGCAAAACUUCUCUAUCAAUUCAGUAUGUUUGUGGCAAAACUUGUAUCAAUUGUCGAUUUCAGUCUAUUCCCAGGACAGAGUAUUCUGACAGAUAAAAUUCGAACAGCCAGAGCAUACAUGUUAUACGAAACGAAAUUUCAAUUGUUUAGCAGAACCCUAGACGUUACCACAGAAUCCGGUGAUAUGCCUACAGUCAAUUUUGAUACAGUUAGAGCAAGUGCUAUCGCCGAUCAUGGCUUACAUACUAUGUUCAGUCAAGCUUACGAGCAGUUGCAUAAGGAUGCCCAUUUAACGUUUCGAAAACAGAACGACCGCCUAUGGCGUGCACAAUAUCUUGCCAUGCAUAGUAAUGAUCAAGGUGGACCCUAUCGUGAUUCUAUAUCGCGUAUUUGUUCUGAUAUAUGUAGUACACAAUUACCAUUAUUCAUUUUGUGUCCAAAUGGACGGACAAACAGUGGUUUGAAUCGUGAUCGUUGGAUUCCGAAUGUAUUUCCGCUCAAUAAACCGAUUCCAAAUCGAGUCAAAAAACAAUAUCGAUUCAUUGGACAAUUGAUGGGCAUGGCGAUACGAAAGAAACAUUAUUUAGAUUUGAAAUUUCCCAUUUUACUAUGGAAACAACUAGUCAGAGAACAAGUGACGAUCGAAGAUAUUGAGGCCAUUGAUAUGCAAAGUUUCACAAUGAUCAAUGAAAUGGAGAAGACUAUAAAACAGAGCAAUCAGUCAAUGGAUAUUGACGGUGACAUCAAUGAUUUGUUCAGUAGUAUCUUGGAUGAACUUCGAUUUGAAGUUAUCAGUUCAGCUGGACAAACUUAUGAACUCGUUCCGGAUGGUAGAAAAAUUCCGAUUACGGUUUCUAAUUUCAAAGAAUACUGUACAAGUUAUCGUGAAUAUCGUCUAAACGAGUUUCAUCGACAAAUUGAAUUUAUUCGUCAAGGCUUAUACAGUGUUGUUCCAGGAUAUUUCUUGAGUUUGUUUACAGCCGGGGAACUAGAAGAAUCAGUAUGUGGAAAAGGUGAAAUGGAUGUGGAACUAUUAAAACGGAAUACUAGUUACGGUGGUGAUUGUACUCAAGAUUCACCAUGUAUUCAGCGAUUUUGGACAGUUCUCAGUGAAAUGUUCACUGAGGAACAAAAAAAAUUGUUUCUGAAAUUCGUCUGGGGACGAUGCACAUUACCAAGUCAAGAUACAGAUUUUACAUCGAAAUUUACAAUUAAUCCAUAUGAUAUAUCCAGUGGACCGGUGGAUGGAGCGCUUCCAAGAUCGCAUACAUGUGCUUUUGUUCUUGAUUUACCUGAAUAUUCGUCGGCUGAUAUCAUGUAUAAUCGUUUGAACUAUGCUAUUACCUAUUGUGCAAGUAUCGACGGGGACGGCAACAUGAACGAAGCUCCUACAGCGGAUGUCAACUCUGACUGGUCUGCAGAUGAACACCGAUGA